AUGAACUCGACAGAGUUCCUCGACAUCGGUCGACACUGCUCGGACGCUAGCUGCAGGCAACUCGACUUCCUGCCCUUCUCGUGCCCGUCAUGCGGCCUCCCCUUCUGCUUCGAGCAUUGGAAGCCCGAUGGUGGCCACCACUGCGCGUCCUACGACCCCGCCCUCGCCGACAACCGCAUCCCGUCCUGCCCGCUCUGCUCGACCCCAAUCUCGUUCCCGCCCGGCACGGACCCCAACGGCCCCAUGGACGCGCACCUCUCGUCCCUCUGCCCAAUCCUCCACCCUCACCUCGCCACCUCCUCCUCCACCCCGACCCCGCGCAAGAGGGCCCCGAACGAGUGCCGCGCCCACAAGUGCCGCACAAAGAUGGUCGUCCCGAUCCGCUGCGACGCGUGCCGAGCGAGCUUUUGCCCCAAGCACCGCUUCCCGAGUGAUCAUGCGUGUGCGGGAGGCGCGCGCGGGCCGGUGGCGGCGGCGGCGGCGGGCACGAGCACGGGCGCGGGCGCGGGCGCGAGCGUCAAGCGCGCGUGGGGCGGCCUGCUCGGCUCGCGCGCGGCGUCGGCGGGCGCGGCGUCGACCUCGUCCUCGGGCGCCAAGAAGGGCGCCGCAGCACUCACGCCCCGCACCGCGUCCACGUCCACCUCCUCCUCCUCGACCCACGCCGCCGCCGCCGCCGCUCCCGCCCCUCGUCCACCGCGCCCCGCCGCCCCGCCGCCCACCCGCACGGGCCUCGCCGCGCUCCGCCGCGCUCAACAAGCCCUGAGCGCCCAGCCGGCGCCGCCCAUCGGCUCGUCAGCCAACCCGCUCGUGCUCGACUCGUCGUCGUC
This is a messenger RNA of Rhodotorula graminis WP1, 827 nucleotides long. RefSeq lists its product as uncharacterized. The annotation marks the transcript as partial. The transcript has 4 exons. NCBI's taxonomy places the organism in Eukaryota, Fungi, Basidiomycota, Microbotryomycetes, Sporidiobolales, Sporidiobolaceae. Gene Ontology annotation, molecular function: zinc ion binding. Gene Ontology annotation, cellular component: cytoplasm. The record is from RefSeq and is a predicted model, not a curated record.